CCUUUUGUAUAUAAAACCAUUCAUCUCCAAAUAUUUCCACGUCUUUGCCAAGACAUUUCUUCUUCUUCACUAUAACGUUGAUCAUGGCAACCUUUCAUAAACAAGAACUUGAAGAAGAUGAAGCCACGUCACCAGCAAACUCCGUUGCUCCUAAGGAGGAGCCUGAAUUAGAAGUCAUGCCAGUUCCUGUUCAAGUUCCGGCAGGGAUCAGGAUGCCGUUAAGUGCUGCUUCUCCGCCGAAAAGAUCGUCGACCAAGGACCGGCACACGAAAGUAGAGGGUCGGGGCAGAAGGAUCCGAAUGCCUGCAACGUGUGCAGCUAGGAUAUUCCAACUUACGAGAGAGCUUGGUCAUAAAUCAGACGGAGAAACCAUCAGGUGGUUACUUGAACAUGCAGAACCGGCGAUAAUUCAGGCUACCGGUACCGGAACUGUUCCUGCUAUUGCCAUGUCAGUUAACGGAACCCUUAAAAUCCCUACUACAUCUAAUGCUAGCUCAGAAUCAAACGACAAAAAGAAGCGUAAACGGCCCGCGAACAGCGAGUACAUUGACGUAACAGACGCUGCCGUUACGGUGUCCGCACCUCUUGCUCCGAUGACAACUCAUCAAGCUCAACCGGCGUUAGUUCCUAUGUGGGCCAUACCAUCAAACGCUGUCGUCCCGACAGGCGCUGCUUUUUUCAUGGUUCCAUCAUUUGCAGGUGGACCUUCUAAUCCACCUCAGUUUUUUACGUUUCCGGCGGCCGCUACUCCUCUUAUUAACGUCUCCGCCAGGCCAAUAUCGUCUUUUGUAUCGUCCAUGCAACAAGCCGCCAGUAAUAUAGCGGUGGCUGUUCCUGCUUCGAGCUCUUGUGUUAUUACAAAUUCUAAACCAGCCACAACUACAAGUACAGCAACAACACAGAUGCUUAGAGAUUUUUCUUUGGAGAUUUACGAUAAACAAGAGCUUCAGUUUAUGUCUCACUCGUCAAACCAUUGACAUGCAUUGAUCCAUCCGCCAUUAACGAGCUCAUAUCCUGAGCUUGAAAAUUUGCAUUGGUUGAUGUGUCACCACGUGCUCACGUGGCGACUGAAAUUCUAAAGUGUGCACGUGUCAAGUGGUGUCUCUGGGGUCCACUAUUUGUAGUGGUCAACACUGGAUCAGCAAUGGUUAACUGAACACCGUGAACCGUGCAGUGCAAAAACGAUUUAAAAGUUGGAUGGCUCCACCACAUUGGUCAAUCAUGUGAUGGGGCGCGGGCCCCAAAAACUGAGUGGGGCCUGCAGGAUCGUUUUCGGGCAUAGUUUACGAGGCAGCCGCGGUGGGUGGUCCCUAUUGGGACUGGUUCGGUAAUCUGUAGGACACGUUUGAGGUGCUUAUCUGUAUUAAGGUGGGGUCAUGCCUUUAGUAUUUGACACGUAGAGGUUCUUUGUUAUCUUAGCAUGGGGUCUAACUUAUACCUGCUGUGUUAGAAGAAACGUGAUUGUGAUGAGCUGCAUGCAAAUGUAUAUAAGUUCUGCUGCAUUUAAUUUGACUCAGUUUUUAAUCUAAUUAAAUUUUAAUCAUACAGCUAGUAAUUAAUGAAAAUAUAUUCCUCAAGUUUUC
Molecule: messenger RNA, 1583 nt
Organism: Mercurialis annua (annual mercury)
Lineage: Eukaryota; Viridiplantae; Streptophyta; Magnoliopsida; Malpighiales; Euphorbiaceae
Product: transcription factor TCP9
Exons: 1
Coding region: 84-977 (297 amino acids)
Cellular component (GO): nucleus
Molecular function (GO): DNA-binding transcription factor activity; sequence-specific DNA binding
Source: RefSeq, a predicted model, not a curated record